Messenger RNA from Nicotiana tabacum (common tobacco), 911 nucleotides. The record is from RefSeq and is a predicted model, not a curated record. Lineage: Eukaryota; Viridiplantae; Streptophyta; Magnoliopsida; Solanales; Solanaceae.
AAAAAGCAAAAAAGAAAAACAUAUUGCAUCAGGAGAUCAUCUUUUAUUAGGGUAUUAGACUAGUAGACUAGAUAGAAAAUAGUAGCAGAAAUAAGAAAAAGAAGAAGAAGGAGGAGAAGGAGGAGAAGGAGGAGGAGGAGAAAGGGGCUGAAGUUAUUCAAAAAGUGGGUACAAAUUAAAAGUUUUAAAAAAAAUAGGUAUAGAUCAAAUGAGGCGACGCCGUGCAAUUUCUACAUUGCUGCGAAGCACCAUAUCAUGAAUCGUUGAGUUUUCAAAGGGGUGAUAGAUUUGAUUGACAUCAAAAUACUCGUCACUAAUACAGCCAAGUUCUUCUUGAUUGGCUUUAUCAUCCACCCUUUAUAGUAUAGUUUCAGAAAUCUUGGAAAGCUGAGUGUUUGCACUGAGAUUUGACUAUGGGUAAUGCUUCUUCAAUGUUAACUCAAUAUGAUAUUGAAGAUGUGCAGGAGCACUGCAACAAUCUGUUUACUCAGCAGGAAAUAGUUUCAUUGUAUGAAAGAUUCUGCCAACUGGAUAGGAAUUCAGAGGGUUUUAUCUAUGCUGAUGAGUUCCUUUCAGUUCCGGAGUUUGCAAUGAAUCCACUCUCUCAGAGAUUACUUAAGAUGGUGGACGGCUUGAACUUCAAGGACUUAGUGGCAUUUUUGUCAACUUUCAGUGCAAAUGCGAGCAUGCAACAGAAAAUUGAACUUAUCUUCAAAGUAUAUGAUUCUGACUGCAAUGGGAAAGUGAGGUUCAAUGACAUAAUAGAAAUGCUUCGGGAUUUAACUGGAUCAUUCAUUUCAGACAAGCAAAGAGUGGUAUUCUUUUCAAUCUUUCGUCUCCCCUUCUUUCAACUCACUUGUGACUUUUUGGAAUACCGAGCAACUUACAGUUUAAGCUUCCUAUGGAGAUAA